AGGUCCUGUUUUCCUGAGCUCUCAGCUCUGAUAAAGCCUCACGGAAGAGUGAAUGGGAGAGAGUAACAAUGUGACAGAAUUUGUCCUCCUGGGCCUCACUCAGGAUCCUGAUGGGCAAAAAGCAUUAUUUGUCAUGUUUUUACUCACAUACGUUGUGACGAUGGUGGGCAACCUGCUCAUCGUGGUGACUGUUAUCAGCAGCCCCUCCUUGGGCUCCCCAAUGUACUUCUUCCUGGCCUCCCUGUCACUCAUGGAUGCUGCCUAUUCCACUGCCAUUUCACCCAAAUUGCUUGCAGACCUACUCUGUAAUAAAAAGACGAUUUCCUUCCCAGCAUGCAUGGGCCAGCUCUUUAUAGAACACUUGUUUGGUGGAGCUGAGGUCUUCCUUCUGGUGGUGAUGGCCUAUGAUCGCUACGUGGCCAUCUGUAAACCUCUGCACUACUUGACCAUCAUGAAUCGACGGGUUUACAUCCUUCUGUUGGUGGUGGCCUGGGUUGGAGGUUUUGUGCACUCUGUGGUCCAAAUUGUCUUUGUGUACAGUCUCCCCUUCUGUGGCCCCAAUGUCAUCGACCAUUUCAUCUGUGACAUGUACCCGUUAUUGGAACUUGUGUGCACUAACACCUACUUUAUAGGUCUCACUGUGGUUGCCAAUGGUGGAGCCAUCUGCAUGGUCAUCUUUGUCCUUCUACUCAUCUCCUAUGGAGUCAUUCUAAGCUCCCUUAAAAGUUACAGUCGGGAAGGGAGACGUAAAGCCCUGUCUACCUGUAGCUCUCACAUCACCGUGGUUGUUCUCUUUUUUGUUCCCUGUAUUUUCAUGUAUGUUAGACCUGUCUCCAACUUUCCCGUUGAUAAAUCCAUGACUGUGUUUUAUACAGUUGUCACUCCUAUGUUGAAUCCCUUAAUAUAUACCUUGAGAAAUUCAGAGAUGAAAAAUGCUAUGGAAAAACUCUGGUAUGAAAAGUUAACUAUGGAUGGAAUAAGAAUGCCUUCCACACCGAACAUGUUUAUUACCAGUUCUAAGCAACAAACAGACAGUAAAUUCUAA
Messenger RNA from Lemur catta (Ring-tailed lemur), 1045 nucleotides. Its product is annotated as olfactory receptor 4A5-like. Lineage: Eukaryota; Metazoa; Chordata; Mammalia; Primates; Lemuridae. The coding region runs from base 53 to 1045 and encodes 330 amino acids. Gene Ontology annotation, molecular function: G protein-coupled receptor activity; olfactory receptor activity. The transcript has a single exon. Gene Ontology annotation, biological process: G protein-coupled receptor signaling pathway. Gene Ontology annotation, cellular component: membrane. The record is from RefSeq and is a predicted model, not a curated record.